Molecule: messenger RNA, 1230 nt
Organism: Aureobasidium subglaciale EXF-2481
Lineage: Eukaryota; Fungi; Ascomycota; Dothideomycetes; Dothideales; Saccotheciaceae
Exons: 1
Coding region: 1-1230 (409 amino acids)
Source: RefSeq, a predicted model, not a curated record
AUGCCCCAAUGGGGAAGACCAUCCGGGGCUCUUGUAGGUGGGCGUGAAGAGGGGUGGAGAGAUGAGUAUGAGACACGAAGGAGAAGAUUCUUGACUGUGGACGAUGAGAGCGACGAUGGACACCAGCGCGUCUACCUCGAUCCUGCCGGCUUCAAGUCUAGGUCUGCCGAUAGACUACCUCGGGAAGGAUAUACUGGAGACGAAUUAUUAUUCACUGGAUACGACUUGGGUUCUGGCAGGGGAGAGAGAAGAGUGGAUGACAUCCCAUACGAGAGAAGAGCAUACCAGCCGCGGGAUGACGAGCUCUACCACGACAAUGCCUUGACACGGCCGUCACGAGAAGACGCACUGGUUCAAUCGGCAAGAGACAAACUACGUAGAGCAAGGGUCAAGGGAAAGACAAACGUCAGUCUGAGUGUUGAAGAGAUGGCAGCAUUGGAGAGGUCCAGCACGCAGCAACGUGAUACUUCCGAGCCAAACACGCCAAACAAGAGCAAAAGCAGGGGAAGUCGGUCUAGUAGUACUACGAGCCUGACAAGCACUCGACCACGAAGGCAGAGUAUCAGUCUCUUUGGCAGCACGUCGCCUUCUCAAUCUCGUUCACGAACUCCGAAGACCACAAGAAAAGCUUCGAACGAACAGCAACCAGUCAUUCGCCCUUCAGGCUCGACGCCUCCAGCCUUCAUGAUCCACGGUCCGGACGGCGUACCGAUGCACGCUCCGAUGGGUUACUAUCCUUCUCCAGUGUCGUCUAGGAGACCAUCAUCAAACAGCAAUCGCCAGAUCACACCGCCCUACGAAGCAUACUCUCCUCGUGUAUAUGGUCCGGAACUUCGUACGCAUUCUUCGCCCUCCAAUCGAGCACUCUACAACGAGAACGCUUGGGCUUCCUCGAGUCGACAGGCACCGAGCGCCUCAUAUCCCGAUCUUUCUGAACCAUCUGCUUCAGCCGGAAAUUCCUACCCGACCGCCCUACCUGUAUCAGACGUGUCUUAUGCUAAACUGCGGCGCGGUCCUCAGGGGUCUCCACUCUCGAACGUGGAAGCAGCAGCUGAUCGCUGGGAGCGGGAAGCGGCAUUAGGGCAAAGGGCCAGACCGCCUAGUAGUGGAAGCAGUAGCGAUGAUUCCGGACAAGGCGUCAGGAUAGAGGUGGAACCUGGUUUUGGAUUCAGAAGGGUUCCAGUGUCAAGUAAAAGCAGUGGCACAGUCAGGCGCAAGGGUAGACGGUAG